CCACCACCACCACCACCUCCCUCCUCCUCUGUUUUACCCGCAGAUUUGUUCGACGGUUCCCGGCUGGCAGCAGGAGGAAGCGUGUCGGUGAGCCGCCCUGUGGAGAAGCAUGUGAUGACUCACGCAAGGCAGAAGGGUUCCCUCAGGCAGAGCGACAGUAGUGCUGAGUGGUGGGACAACUGCCCUCUUUGGCCACAUGGUGGUGGCACUAUGGGCGGCGCAUGGCCUGAGCGCUCACUACGAUUCGGGAGGACAAAGAAGAUAAGUGAGGUCGUCAAACAAAGGAAAGACCCGGCCAAGAAGAUGAGCGACAAGAGAGGCAGAACAGAAAAAUCAGAACAGAACAGAAAACGUGACCGGAGGCGUGACAAGAAACGGGACAGGAAGUUGUAUCCUUUGCGGGGUAGGGCUGGCGUUUCAGAUGGGGAGGGACUUAGCUGCCAUGUACUCCUUACCCGUUUGGAGGAAAGCAUUCGUGAACAGAAGAGUUCUGAAGAAAGGGAGCGAAAGGAUGCACGCCGUCGUUUAUCUCUCAAACCCAAACCUAAAAAAGGGAAAGGCCGUGAAAGAAAACAGGAAAAGUCUUCACCAAAAACCAAAUCUAAGUCAAAUAGCCCGAGUCAUGGCGAGUGUAUUCAUGUCCUGCAACCUCGCAAGCGCAGGCUGGCCUCUCUCAAUGCCGAGGCGGUGAACAGUCUACUGCUUGAAAGAGCUACUGACCCUCAGCCGGCAGCCAAACAUGCCAGGAGACAGGAAGAACCCACUAAUGGAGGGGCGUCCCUGGACGCAGAUCCAACCAGGAGUGGUGUCCCUGGAGGUCUGAAGGCUUCACGAGGAAACAUCAGUAAAGCCUCCAUGUCCCACAAACUUGAACUGUGCCAAAGCUCUAAGCAGGUCAAGAAGGCCAAAGGAAAACGAGAAAAGAGCGGGUGGAUGAGUCAGGAGAGUCUAGAUGCCCCCGCCCCGAGAAGAUUGGCUGGACUCAACGCUGCAGCCCUGCUGAAGUUAACCAGCUCCUCUGCUACCAGUAAACAGAGAGUAAAGGCAGCACCCACAGCUACUGUCACAUCAGACUGCAAGGCUCCUACUGCCGUCUCAACCCCGAAACUGCACUCCAGAGUCAAACUCAAACACAAGGGACGCUCACAAAAACAGAAGGGGAAAAAGGUCCCUCCCCUGCACAGUGGCUGCACAGCCUGCAAAAAGAAGGCGGACUUUGAGCCCAAAGUGGAGUGGGAGACCGGCAGCUGCACCCAUCGACUGACCAAACCUGGGUACCAGUCACGCAGCAUGCUAGCAUACCCACUAAAGCAAGUGAAGGAAGAGCAGCUGGAGACUGAACUGAGCCCGUACUACUGCUGUCCCCCAGAGGGCUCAAUGGAAUACUGCCACCGCUUGGCCUUCUUUCUGGGCCAGCAGCCCUAUGGAGAAUCAGACGAUCAGCCACUUAACUCAGCCAUGCCCCCUGUGAAGCGCGAGUGCCUCGUAACCUCACCGUCCCUGACACAUUCCCACCCGCACACAGCUCUGACGCUCAGCCCCCAUCCCUGCCUCUGCACCGCCGACCACUGCUUCUCCAGCUACUACGUUCACAUCGCCCACCCGACACACACUGGAGCAACGUCAGCGAGCCUGGCCCCACGACCUCUGAACUUUGCACCCACCAGUUUAUGCCCUAAUCGGAUGACUGGCUCCAAGCUGCUAGGUCCACGGGUAUCCCACUCAUCGGGGCUGACCCACCCAGCCUACUGCAACUCGGUGGCUUCGCCCUGUUACGGUGACGCCUGCGGGAUCGGUGGCUACUCCUACAGAGCCAUUCCUCCUGUCACAAGCAGGGGUUGUUCUUUCAGCACAGGAUGCACUGGAUGCACACACAGCAUCAAAACAGAGGGUUACUCCUCCCCUCAGGGUGACCACAGCCCCUCCCUUCUGGUUCCUCCCUCCCUGCCCAUGUCCAGCUGCCCUCUAUCCAGCGUGCCCACUUCCACCCAAACUAAACCCCACCUGCUGACCCCCCUGUCGGGGCGAGACCAGCCCCAGGCCAAGUUAAAAUUGGCCAGAGAAUGCCCACAGAGCAACAAGCCCUCCAACGGCUCCCUGUCCAUGGGCCGCACAAGGCUGGCCCAAAAACAGCCGUCGCCCUUGCCAAGCCUCAGCAGCACCAAACAAAAGAGAGUCAGCCGAAGACGUGCCACCAACGGUUGGCGGCCUGUUGGAAUGCCUACAGAGAGGGAAGUCUUUAUUGCGGGAGAGGAUGAGACGGCCCUGCGGCAGUGUUAUGAAGGAGUCGAGAGGGACGGUGAAGUGAUACGUGUCAGAGACACUGUGCUGCUACGAUCAGGCCCCAGAAAGAAAUCCCUCCCAUAUGUUGCCAAGAUAUCAGCACUGUGGGAGGACCCCAAAACAGGAGAGCUGAUGAUGAGUCUUUUCUGGUACUACAGACCUGAGCACACCCAGGGAGGCAGAGAUCCCAGCACACACUGUGAGAAUGAGAUUUUCGCCUCUCGGCAUCAGGAUGAAAAUAGUGUGGCCUGCAUAGAAGACAGAUGCUACGUUCUCCCACUAGCCCAGUACUGUAGAUUUUGUGCCUUGGUGAAGCGGCGUGCUGAAGGCGCCCCACCUGGCAGCGCCAGCAUGGUGCCCUGCCGCCCUGACUUCACCCCCCCUUCCCACCGCUGUGUGCCCACAGACGUCGACCCCGAGCUGGUGUAUCUUUGCCGGCACGUCUACGACUUCCGCUUCGGACGCAUCCUGAAGAACCUGCAGUAGAGGGUAGAAGGGGUGUCGCACCCAUGAAUGAAUCACAACGUAGCUCCCCCUCCUGCACAGAGGUGGGGGGUUGCUGAAGGACUGGACACCCCCCUCGCCCGCCCCCCACGUCUUUUUCUGCUGGGGACACUCACGAUCAGAGGGAAGGGGAACGAUGGGGUGGGGCUGGUUUUGAUGAGGGACAGAUGAAGCAAAAAGUGUUUGACACAUUAUGAAGCACAGAUCCCUUUAGUCGACUACAGAGGGGUUACAAUGUGAUAGAUGAAUCCAUCUCAGUCAGAGCACCAAUUUUCUCUGGUUUGGAAGAGCGAGGAACGGAGAAUUCAUUCAUCAGCUUGGAGUUUUUAGCCUCCACAACACUUUGAGGUUACACAGAGGCCUGUGUGGAGCUUCCCCCCCCCCCCUCGACCUCGCCUGCCAGGAAUGCUGAACACCAGACUGAACUGGGCUACUGUCAGGACUGUGUUUCCCCUGAAGCAUCUUAGCACAACAAUCAUGUUUGUUCCAUUUGUAAGCCAAUGGCUCAGGAAUGGUCCGGCGCUAAGGUGCUUCCAGGGGAACACAAGCCUGUACUGUCAGCUCAAUGUUAACGGUGUUCAACCAGCCAGGGUGAAGGAGCAGCUAAUGGAGAGUGUCGUCUUAUUUCUCCUGAUUUGAGUUUGUCUCACUUGUGUGUGUGUGUGUGUGUGUGUGUGUGUGUGUGUGUGUGUGUGUGUGUGGAGAGUGGGAGAGCAAGUGUUGUCAGUGUGGAUAAAUGGAUAAAUGUGGGUAUGUGUGAUGGUUUUUUAGGAGGCUUUCAGGCAAUCAAACCAAACAAGCAGCUUUAGAGGAAGCGGAGCCCCCCCACCCCCCACCCCACCCACCCACCCGCACACCACCACCACCCACCCCCUCCCCUGUUCUCGCUCCUGUGUGCCACAGCACACUGACAGAUACAUUUUCAUCUCACAUGAUGCCCUGCGCAAACUGAAAUACUGUACCCGAAGGGGGGGUUUGUGAGAUCUUUCUUUACCAAACUUGACUCUAGAGCAGGGCCUCUUUAACUUGGUGGUCUGGACACUAAAAAUGAUUUUAUUAGCGAGAGAACGCACACAAUGAUAAACGCCCUAGUGGAUUUACAAACUAACUUUCAUCUCAGUCCUGGCUUGAAGAAGUCUCAUUCUAGAGAGAGGCUCGUCUAAGGGUCCAAUGGAGAAAGCCUUCACUGAGAGCCCUGUGAAGGCUUAACAAGACGACGCCCAUCGUUCAUCUUUUUUUUUGUUUUUUGUUUUUUUCACCUUUUGCUGUUCCUUGUGACUUGCCUUAUGACUUGCAGGUAGAGCUUCAGGCAGCUAGUCUCUCCACAUAUAACAAAAGAAAGUGGGUAGACCAGGUGUACUGUAGUCCCUAAGAAAAACGAACUUUGUUGCCAAUUGACGGCUAUCGCAUGAUCACUGGACAAAACGCACUGGUUUAGGGCUGCAACUUAUUAUUUUUCAUUAACGAUCAAUCUUUUUGUCACAAAAUUGUUGCAUCGUAUCAUUUCUUAUGAUUUAUAAUAAAUAACAAUCCUAAACCCAAAAAUAUUCAAAUCACUAUCAUGUAUGACAAAGGAAAAAUAGAAAAUGUUUGGCCUCUGCUUAAGAAAUUAGUAGAAUGAUUGUCAAAGUAGUUGCAGAUUAAUUAUCAGUCGAUAAACCAAUCAAUUAAUCGACAAGUUGCAGCUCUACACUGGUUAGAAACACAGUGCACUUUUACCCGUCGUAAUUCUACAUCCACCACCCCCCCCCCCCCGAAGAUAAACCAAAGGAUGUUACACAAGCCAGAAUCUCCGUCUCCUCCCUCGCACUUCUUCUCCCUGUCAGCACUUCUGCCCUCGUUCCCUUAUUAUAUUGCACUAAUCCAUUCCUUAAUUACAACAAACGUGUUCAACCUUUUUUAUUUUUUUUUUUUUAGUUCCAGCUACUAAUAUCUUACCGGGGGGAACAUACUGUGUAUCAUUUGUGAGUGUGUGUGUGUGUGUGUGUGUGUGUGUAUGUGUGUGUGUGUAUGUGUGUGUGUCGUAGAGAAGGAAACAGUAAGGAUGUCAUGGCUGCUUUUGUCAGUGCAAACUGUAUAUUUCUAGACUUUUACCAGUAGAGGAGUCGGCCAGCGUGUUCGUCAUGUUACCUGAUGCACAACCUGUUGAAUCCCAUGGAAUAUAUACAGUAUAUAUAUAUAUUACUAGAGUCAUUCCAUUUGAUUUUCCAAUCAGCCCUGACAUACUUAUAUAAAUAUACAGUAUAUAUAUAUAUAUAUAUAUGUAUGUAUCCACUCUGUUAAUGUGAUAAGAUUUCAAAAAGGCAUCUGGACGGAGGCCUGACGCGCUGUGCAGACAAACGUAGCACCAUGUUAGACGUGUAUUUGGAUUCACGGGGGUAGUGGGGGAGGGGGGUUAAGGGUGGGAUUGUGUGGGAGGAUGUUUGAUACUUUCUUGAGUCGUGGUGGAUUUCAGACCACACUCAUUCAUUGCCUUUUAACCUGCAAGUGUUGUACUGUCACUCAGAAAACGAGUAGUGUCGGGAGUGUAUGUGUGUGUGUGUGUGUGUACCUUUUUGAAAACAUAAAGAGUACCCGAUUGCUUUCCUACACAGCAAACGCCCUGUUCUUCAACAUUGGAUAAGCCGUAAAAGAAACUCUAAAGCCAUCUUCAACUUUUUCUCUAUUUGAGCAGCGUGACUCCUAACCCAAAACAAAAUCAAAACCUGAUCAUUGGGUUUUUUUUUAUUUCUAUUAACGUCCCAGAUUCUUCAAAGAGGUAAUAUAUAUUCUCCUACUUUACAAUUUCUCCUUAGUAAGAAUAUUUUAUUAUGUCGAUUUCCUAAGAUGGCAUAUGCAAUAUAUUUUUAGACUUACUAUUUUUGGAAAAUGAACGUAACAAAUCAAGAAUAUGCAUUAUUUUUUAUUUUAUUUCAAAUUAGUUUUAAAAUCAUCACAACGUUGAUUGAGAAUUGACCAAAUGAAAGAAAGAGGAGAAUGAAGGGAUUUGAUGCCGUCGUAUGACCUAAGGUUGUAGAUAAAAGGCAGUGAGAAACUCCCUUCUAGACGAUUUCUAAUGAAGUGUACAUAUCUGAUCCCAGGAAGCACGGGGCACUCUUUAAACAAGCAGACAGCCAAUGCACAGUGUAGUAUUUUUGCAAGAUCUGUAAUAAUUAUAUUUAAAGUAAGAAAAAAAAUAUUUAAAUGGAGUAAACAAUACAGUAUAUUAAGAUUUCAAUUUAACUUAUUUGGAAAUACUGUGUCUAAUUGAUUAACUAUAUCCUGUUUUGUUUUGUUUUUUUGUUUGUUUGUUUUGUUUUUUUGCUCCAGGAUAGAAAUGGUUUCUGUUUAUUUGUAACUUAUAAGUUUAGAAAUUAAAUGAUUGAGUGGCGGUUGUUGGCAGAGAUGUAAAUGUUGUUUAGUUUAUGUCAUUUAGUUGUCAGGGGGUUGAGACCAGACCAAAGCACACCCCGGCAAGAAGGGGCAGCAGAAGUGGCCGGGAAUCCCAGAUACAGAUUUGAUCCCAGUCCCCCUCUGAGAUACUUCAGAAGUCAAAUGUGACCUGAAACCUGUGGGAAGAGAUGAACUCUAGCUCUCCUGCCUAACCCUGACUGACCUUAAGUGUGACGUUUGGGAGAACGUCGUGGCAACAUAGUCACCUGAGCUAUUAUUGAUUCGUCCUGUUGAGGGGGAGAGAGACAGAGACGGUACACCUGAGACAGGACGGGACGUCCUCUGGGCUCUGGGUAGAAGAUCCCCUCGGGCGCUGAACUAAGACCAGUUUCCCUUCUCUAAAUUUAGCCCAAUAUUACAGAGAGUUUUCAAUAAGAGUCAGGAAUUAGGGACUGUGUGAAAAUUACUAGGGAGAACAGGGUGGUGAGAAAAGAAGCAAGUUAUGUAUUUAAAAUUUUUGCUCAAGGGAAGUUUGGUUAUAUUUGGAGAACAGAGAGGAGUGUUCAACAUUUAACCCAAGAAUCAUAAUUAUUUUCAUUCUGGGGUAAACAUAUUGCAGUGCCUAAGUCUCUCAGUAAAGACAGAGCUGGCAUGUGGGCCUGGGUUUGCCAUAAAUAUGGUAUAUGUGUGGAGGACUCUGCUU
Messenger RNA from Larimichthys crocea (large yellow croaker), 6862 nucleotides. RefSeq names its product bromo adjacent homology domain-containing 1 protein. The record is from RefSeq and is a predicted model, not a curated record. The transcript is spliced from 7 exons. Gene Ontology annotation, biological process: heterochromatin formation; negative regulation of DNA-templated transcription. Lineage: Eukaryota; Metazoa; Chordata; Actinopteri; Sciaenidae. The coding region runs from base 115 to 2769 and encodes 884 amino acids. Gene Ontology annotation, cellular component: chromatin silencing complex. Gene Ontology annotation, molecular function: transcription cis-regulatory region binding; chromatin binding.